Messenger RNA from Trichoderma virens Gv29-8, 1128 nucleotides. RefSeq lists its product as uncharacterized. The transcript is spliced from 4 exons. Gene Ontology annotation, molecular function: methionyl-tRNA formyltransferase activity. Gene Ontology annotation, cellular component: mitochondrion. The record is from RefSeq and is a predicted model, not a curated record. The coding region runs from base 1 to 1128 and encodes 375 amino acids. Gene Ontology annotation, biological process: biosynthetic process; conversion of methionyl-tRNA to N-formyl-methionyl-tRNA. Lineage: Eukaryota; Fungi; Ascomycota; Sordariomycetes; Hypocreales; Hypocreaceae.
AUGAUUCGACCGUCUCUCCGCCUCGUCUCCGCCCCGAGACUGAGAAUCGCCAUAGCUCAGCGGCGAUGUGUCUCAUCUGAAAUCAACACAAGAGCCUCAGACCCGCUCCGAAUCUUGUUUUGCGGCUCAGAUGCAUUUAGCUGUGAAUCUCUACGCGCAUUACACCGGGAGCAUGAAAAGAACAAAAAGCUUAUUGAGUCUCUGGAUGUCAUGGUGUUGCCUCCGAGGCGAACUGGGAGAGGGUUUAAGGACAUCAAGGAAGUGCCGUGUAAAUCCGUUGCAGAGCAUUUGGGAUUGAGGAUACAUCAACGAGAGACUUUCAGAGGUUGGAAUACGCCGGAGGGGACUAAUUUGAUUGUGGUCGUCUCCUUUGGACUUUUCGUCCCACCACGGAUAUUGAAUUCAGCAAAAUAUGGUGGACUGAAUGUUCACCCGUCACUAUUACCACAUUUACGUGGUCCAGCACCAAUUCAUCACGCCAUGAUGCGUGAUGAUAAGUACACUGGUGUAUCCCUUCAGACGUUGGAUCCCAAGGUCUUUGACCAUGGCAUCGUUCUCGCCCAGACACCUUCUCCUGGCUUACCGAUACCGGCAAAUGCUACGCUCCAGAAUCUUACAGAAGAUCUUGCCAAGGUAGGCGCAGAGAUGCUCGUCAAGGGGCUACGAGAUGGGCUGCAUGUACCACCAUAUGCGGAUGUAGGAUGGAUGACCGAACAGCUCAAAGACGAGACACUAAUCCACGCGCCGAAAGUGGGCAAAGGGGAAUCACAAAUCAGCUGGCUAGAAUGGACUCCAUCCCACUUUGAGCGUUUUGUCAACAUAUUCAACACGAUAUGGACACAAGCGAGAAACGACAAAGGAAAGUUUAAGCGGGUGCUUUUCCUGGAUGCGGAGAGUGUCCCCGCGGAUGACGCGACGGGAAGAGAUGAGGAAGUAGUAUUUCGGGUUGAAGCAGGGAAUGAAGGAAAGGACAUCCAGAAGACUGUCAGGGUUGAUGAUGAACGUAAUGCGUUCUAUGUACAGGCGGCACAUGGGGGAUGGGUGCGUGUGAAGAACGUCAAGGUGGAUGGGAAAACGACACAGACAGCAAGGAUUGGGAUGAGGGAAUUUCUGAAGAAGAUGAAAUGA